AUGCCUCUAUCCAAAACCCAACCUUGCUCGCCAUCACCAAGUGACCGGGUGAUGCAUUUGUGCACAUUCUUCCACACCUUAGCUAUGUUUCUCCAAAGGUUAGAACAAUUACCUCAAGAUAUGGAGGAAGGAGUAGGAGAUGGUUCAAUUUUAUACUUACUUCGGACCGGUUUCACCCGGAGAGAGGAGCUAUUCGAGAUAAUCUCUCAUCCUAUUUUCAUGAAUUUAUCAUCGACAUCAGUCUCCAACCUCGUGCUCUGUGGACAUGUAGAGGUGGGCUAUGAGUUAGGGUUGGAUUGGCUUUACUCCAUAUGUUCAGGUCUCGUGGAACUGAAAGAGCAUAAUUGA
This is a messenger RNA of Dovyalis caffra, 348 nucleotides long. The record is from the annotation of a GenBank genome assembly. NCBI's taxonomy places the organism in Eukaryota, Viridiplantae, Streptophyta, Magnoliopsida, Malpighiales, Salicaceae.